This is a messenger RNA of Eimeria mitis, 5202 nucleotides long. RefSeq lists its product as uncharacterized. Gene Ontology annotation, molecular function: GDP-dissociation inhibitor activity. The record is from RefSeq and is a predicted model, not a curated record. NCBI's taxonomy places the organism in Eukaryota, Apicomplexa, Conoidasida, Eucoccidiorida, Eimeriidae. Gene Ontology annotation, biological process: endoplasmic reticulum to Golgi vesicle-mediated transport; intracellular protein transport; small GTPase-mediated signal transduction. Gene Ontology annotation, cellular component: Golgi stack; endoplasmic reticulum; ER to Golgi transport vesicle membrane. The transcript has a single exon. Bases 1 to 5202 code for a protein of 1733 amino acids.
AUGUCGCCGCAGCUACCGGAGCUGCAGGAGCAGCAGCAGCAGCAGCAGCAACAGCAGCAGCAGCAACAGCAGCAGCAGCACGAGCUGCAACAGACGCCCCACAAAGUACAGCAGCUGCAGCAACAACAGCAGAAGGAACAACUAGAUGCAGGUGGGCCCCGCAGCGUCAGCCCUAUAGUCUCAAGCAGCACACAUUUGCAAGAACAGCAGCAGCACCAGCACCGUCAACAGCAGCAGCAGCAGCAAGAGCCUCAUGCACAAAACCAUCAUACUCCGCACAUUGAGGAUGAUUCGGGUACGCAGAAGCGCGUGGAGGAGCGUGCAGAGCAACAGCAAGAAGGGCAGCAACAACAGAAGGUGCAGCAGCAGCAGGGUCAUGAGCAGCAUCAACAGGACUACCAAGCACCGUCCAGUGAGGAGCAGCAACAGCAGCAACAGCAGCAACAGCAGCAGCAGCAUCAGCAGCAAGAACAGGAGCAGCAGUUACCAUCAUCUCAUCAGCUGCUGCGUCCUUGUGUCCGUGUACCUCCCCCCUUUGGCGGGGGUUCUGUCUGUGUUGAUGUUGCUGUCUUUGGCUCCAGCAUCACCAGCACUCUCAUCCUCGCUGCUCUCAGCCGCAGGGGCCUCCUCUGUCUCCUCUGUGAACCGUCAAUGACAUAUGGGGGCCCCCACCGGAGCAUGCGCCUAGACGAGCUCCUGCACUGGGCGGAGGGAGGCCCCCAUAGGGGGGCCUUUGGCCCGGAGGGGGGCGCAUCAGGACCUCCAGGUUGGCCUCCAUGGGGCCCCGACGAGGAAGAACGGAGACGAUCCCUCAAGAAGGGACUGCCCCCGUGCCCUUGCUGCUGUCAUGACACCGACGCAGAGAGAGGGCCCUCAGAAAGUCCAAGAGGGGCCCCUAGGGGUGGUGGGCCCCCCAGGGGCGAGCAGGCUGCUAAGGCGCAUGAGGAGGGGCCAGGCGGGGAUGGGGGCCCCGAAGGGCCCCCCUAUGCUCAUGGAGAGCCUAGAGACCCCCAACUUCAGCAGCAGCAGCCGCAGCAGAGUGACAGCCCAGCUCCCGUAGCGAGCGCUUUAGGGCUCGCUCGCCUCCUGGCGGCCACCAGCCACAGCGGUGUCUCCACAGAAAGGGGGCGUCUCCGCGGGGGCCCCCAGGGUGUUGGGGCUACUAGCGAUGCCCCAAGGGGGAGGGGUGUCCCUACUGGGUCCUCUGAUGGGGCCCCUGGGGGGGCCUCUGGGGUGGUCCCUGGAGGCAAGGGGUCGCCUGGGAACGGCCCCGGAGGGGGCCCAUGGGGGCCCCCUUUAGGUUCGGGUGAUGGGCUUGUGGGUAAGGGGUCCCCGGUUGGUGAUGGGUUUGAAAGGCGCUGGUAUUCGUUUGGACCCUUCCUCGAGCCUUCUGGGGCCCCCCAGGUUGAGGAGGCCCUGGAGGAUGAGGGAGGAGACAGCGAAGAGGAAACGGAGACAGAUGCUAGCAGCACAGAUUCUGCUUCUACUGAUGCAACAGCAGAGACAACGUACACUGCAACCACCAGCAGCACCACUGAUACGCUGCAGACAUCGCGGACGAACAGAGUCACAGCAAGGCCCAUCCCCCUUAUGCAGCCAACCACACCUCCUAAUGCUGCUGCACCUGCUGCCGUAGGUGGAGCUGCUGCAGCUGCUGCGGUCGCUGUGGGGCACUGGGGAGCAGGGCCCGUCGUCAGCCCCGCACCUUCGCUUCAGCGACCCUGUGGGGACUCGCCGGUUGCCGACAGUUUGCAGCAGCAGCAGCAUCAACAGCCGUUCCUGCUGGGGCAGACCUCCGGCGCUCACCGCGACCCACUAACUGCUGCUCUCCACAAUCGGAGGCCGGCGGAGACGCCGCUCUCUGAGCUGGGGGGUGACCAAAAUAGCCCCCCGCUGGCUUCUCCUGCUGACCCACUGGGUGCAGCAGCAGCAGCAGCUGCUGCUGCUGCACCCAGUGAGUCAGCGGGGGAAGGAGCAGCAGCAGGAGCAUCAGCAACAACAGAUGCGGGUCUGGCAGAAGCUGUGGAGGUUGCGGCUGCGGAAGCUGCAACGGCUGCAGCUCAGGCAGCGACAGCAGCAGCAGCAGCAGCAGAUGCAGAUGCAGCAGCAGCAGCAGGUGAGCCCCCUGGGAGUGUAGAGGCACAGCGACUGCAGAUGAAGCAUGAGCUGAUGGCUGAGGGCUCCCGCUUCCUUAUAGACCUGAUGCCCAAGUGUAUAUACACCUCAAGCGAUAUCAUCGAUGUGCUGCUGGAGAGCGGAACAGCGAAGUACUUAGAGUUCAGGACCUGCGAUGCAGCCGUACUGACAGCAGAGCUGGAGCAACUGCAGCAGCAACAGCCGCAAGAAGAUGGCGGAGCAGCUGCACCUACGCUUACCUCUCCGCAGCAGAAUCAGGGAGGAGGUGAGCAGCAGCAAGAACAGCAACAGCAGCAGCACCAGCAGCAGCAUGAUGGCGGACAUGCUGGCAUUGCUGCUGCUGCUGCUGCUGCUCCGUCAGUAGUUGUCGGCUUGGAUGCCUUGAUUUCUGGGGCCGAAUCUGCUGCUGCGGACUCUGGCUCAAGGGCCCCCUUUGAGGGGGGUUCCCCCCAUCGCCAAGCGUGGGGGACUGAAGGGGGCCCGCCAAGAGAGGCCCUUGGGGUAUCUCCUGCAGGUGAGAAGAUUGUACUGGAGGCAACACCGAUGAGCAAGAGCCAGAUAUUUCAGUCUUCUUCUUUGUCUCUAACAGAGAAGCGAGCUCUUAUGCGUUUUGUUGCUGCUGCGGGGGCCCCCCCACCCACCACCGUUAGCGCCCCCUUCGCCUCUGCAGCCAACUGGAGGCCCCAGGGGGCCCCUGCUGCAGCAGCAGCACCUGCAGCAGCAACCGGGGAUGCAGCAGUUGCAGGUGCAACAACAGCAGAUGCAACCGCCGUCAAAGAGGAAGCAGGGGACUGCUGGGAUUGCUACCUUGAGCAGCAGGGGCUGAACGCCCACCUACGUCGGCUAGUGACGUACGGCGUUUGUCUUUGUGAAGAGCCCCUGCUUCCCGAAGAAGCACCAGCAGGCGCAGCAGUAGCAGCAGCAAGAAGAUGCAAGGGCAAUCAUGUUCGUCGGUGGAGUGUUGCAGAGGGGCGGAGUCGCCUGCAGUUAUUUGUGACUGGGUGUGGGUUGUUUGGUUGCCAGGGGGCCCCGCUGCUGUACCCUCUGUACGGCUCAGGGGACCUUCCCCAGGCCUUCGUUCGUACGGCAGCUCUCAGCGGGGCCCUCUGCAUGCUGGGGGCAGCGGUGGAGAGGCUGCAGUUUGUUGCGCCUCCCCCACAGCAGCAGCAGCAGCAAGAACAGCAGCAGCAGGAGCAGCAGCAGGGAGAGCAGGAAGAGCAGCAGCAGCAAGCGAACCAACGAGGAGCGGCUGAUGAGGAGGAGGCCGCAGAAGAGCUGUCUGCGAGGCUGCAGCGCAGCAGCAGCAGUGUAGUGUUGCACUGCAGCAACGGCGAACGAGUCCUUACAAAGCUGCUGCUCUUUGAGGGGGGGUCUAUCCCGGCCCCCAACACAGAGCCCCUCAUUCUGAGGAGACAGGCGCAGGCCUUCUACCAUGCAUUCUCUCCCACCAAGCAGAAGCACCAGCAGCAACAACAGAAGCAGGAGGAGCAGCAACGGCAGCAGCAACAGCAGCAACCGGAGGAGCAGCAACGGCAGCAGCAACACCAGCAUCUGCAGCAGCGGCAGGAGUCGACGCAGGACGGCAAUAACACAGCUGACAUGGAAAUAGGCGGGAUGAGUGCUGCAGCAGCAGAAGUACUGCCGACAGCAGAAACAGCAGCACAAGCAGCAUCUGCUGUUAAAAAGACGAAUGCAGAAGCAUCGCGAGCUAGUGAAAGUGCAGCCAAAGAAGACGCGCGAGCUCCAGCAGCCGCAACAUCAGCAACGUCUCCAGAAGCACCCGCAGCAGCAACGGCAGCAGAAGCAACAGAAGCAGCAGCAGCAGAUGCAGGAACAGCAACAAAAGGCAACAAGGGGACUGCUGUGACCCCGUCGUGCUGCCGGCUGCUUGCAAUUUGUACAGAGCCCGUGCUGGGGGGCCCUGGCUUUAGAAUGGGUGUUGUUGUAGCGCAUGCAGCCUGCGGUGGAGCAGCUGCAGCAGCAGCAACUGCUGCUGCUGCUGCGGCUGCGGAUUCCGGCAGUUCGAACAGCAGCAGCAACAGCAGCAGCAGCAGCCCUACAGAAGCGGAGCUGCCUGUACAUGUGCUGCAGACAGACGCAGCAAGUGCUGUCGCCCCCAAGGGGUAUUUCCUGCUGCACCUUUCUCACGUUUGUUCUGCUGCAGUUCGUUGCUGCGGUGACUUGCCGCCUGAACAGCAGCAGCAGCAGCAGCAGGUACUCCCUGGGGCGGCUCCCGCUGCUUCGGGUGUAUGCGGCUGCUGCAGCAACGGAACGGGGCGUUGGCGGUGCGCUGGGGGAGGGGCCCAAGAGUCAGCAGCAGCACGGGGUGUACGUACAGCUACCUGCGGCUGUGGGGUUGAUAUGCAUUGCUGCGCCGUGCUGCUGCGGGUCCUCAGGGGCCUCCUCAGGUCUGCUGGGGGCCUCCGCAGUUGUUACUUUCUCUGCUCCUUUCGCUACACCCAACACGUGGCUGCUGCGUCAGCAGCAGCCGCAGCUGCUGCUGCUCCAGUUGUGCCGCUGCCACUACCUGUCGCACCGUCACAGCAGCAGCAGCAGCAGCAGCAACAGCAGCAAGAGGAACUGCAAGAACAGUCAGAUGCAGCUGCAGCAGCAAGGGCUGGUGCUGCAGUGAGUGACAGCGACGAUGCAGCUGUAUCUGAAGGUGCCGCAGCAGACGAAGCACGAGCAGCACCAGCAGGAGGGGCAGUAGAAGUCGGAGGUGCUAAGGAUCAGGAAGAAGACCCUGAGCUGCUUCUACUGCGAGCAGGAGCUAAGACGGGCAGCAGCAACGAGCCGCAGCUGUCAACAGCAGCAGCACCGUGUGGGGUUUUGUCUCUACCGGAUGCCUGCGUGUCUCCUUGCUUCACGCUGCUGCAGGAGGUCGAGGGAGCACGGCUGAUGGUGCAGCAGUUGCUGCAGCAACAGGUGCAGCCACAGCAGUUGAUUUCUAAGGCACCCCAGCUAUUCCCAGAAGAGACAGAGGGGGACACGAGGGACCUCGACGCCACUCUGCGGGAGCUCACAGACCUCUUGCAGGAGCAGCAAGAAACAACCCUACCCCAGUAG